This is a messenger RNA of Saccoglossus kowalevskii, 2397 nucleotides long. Its product is annotated as low-density lipoprotein receptor-related protein 2-like. NCBI's taxonomy places the organism in Eukaryota, Metazoa, Hemichordata, Enteropneusta, Harrimaniidae. The record is from RefSeq and is a predicted model, not a curated record.
AUGUCCGGACAAGACAAACAUAACUCGCCUGGGAAGUACACAGAGCUGAUGCGCCAAAGCAGAAGAUUUCGUGACGAUGAGGCUAAUAAGAUGAGUGGACUCGCUCCAUUAAGACCAAUCAUUAACUGGGGGUGUGGCAUCGAUGAAAUAGUCUGCCAAUCAACCGGUGAAUGUAUACCCAGUUACUAUUUGUGUGACGACUUUCCGGAUUGCCUUGAUGGGUUUGACGAAUCGGAUACUUUGUGCGAUUAUACCGUUGAAUGUGGACGUGGAGAGUACCAGUGUUCUAAUGGAAAAUGUAUACCACAUUACUGGGUAUGCGAUGGUUAUGGUGACUGUGAUGACAACGUUGACGAAGCGUCCUCUAUAUGUGCAGGUUGUAAUAUUGAACACAUGAAAUGCAUCGAUGGAACCUGUAUAUCAACAGAUAAGGCGUGUGAUGGGAUACCAAAUGACUGUCUAGACAAUUACGAUGACUCAAUAGAAUUGUGCAGAGAUGCUCAGACGACAUGCUCACAAUAUGAAUGUUCAACUGGAGAAUGCAUUAGCCAAGUACAGUUUUGUGAUGAAACUGCCGAUUGUGUCAGUGGUGAAGACGAGACAAACUGUGCUGCAUGUACAUUGACUGAAUUUACCUGCACUGAUGGCAGCUGCAUUCCUUUAUCUUUCUUAUGUGAUGGAAUAGUGGAUUGUUUAGAUGGCAGUGAUGAACAUUUAUUGACAUGUAAUAUCAGUCCAUGCACACCUCUUCAGCAUGAAUGCUCAACUGGUGAAUGUAUUUCUUCAAAUCAGUUCUGUGAUGGUAAUAUUGAUUGUUGGAGCGGUGAAGACGAGACAAACUGUGCUGCAUAUCAGGUCUGUGAUGGUAAUAUUGAUUGUGCCAGUGGUGAAGACGAGACAAACUGUGCUGCAUGUACAUUGAUUGAAUUCACCUGCACUGAUGGUGGCUGCAUUCCUUUAUACUACACUUGUGAUGGAAUAGUAGAUUGCCAAGAUGGCCUGGACGAGAUAUGUAUCGAACCUUGUCCAGACUAUGAAUGCUCAACUGGUGAAUGCAUUUCUUCAGAUCAGAUGUGUGAUGGCAUCAGAGAUUGUGAUAAUGGGGAAGAUGAGCUAGAUUGUCAUAGAUGUUUAGCAGCUGAAUUCAUCUGUGCAGAUGGAAGUUGUAUUCCUUUGAAAUACACGUGUGAUCGCAUACCAGAUUGUCUAGAUGGUGCUGAUGAACAUGCAGAACUAUGUGCAGUGUGCUCAAGUGAAGAAUUUCCAUGUGUCGAUGGAAGUUGUAUUCCUUUAUCUUGGCGUUGUGACAAGAUAGUAGACUGCCAUAUGUUUACUUGUGCUGAUGGUACAUGCGUUCCUUUAACUUAUAUCUGUGACACCAUUGUUGACUGUUCUGAUGGCACAGAUGAAAGCCAAGAAACUUGCUCAAUUCGUUGUUCUGCAGAUCAAUACGCUUGCGUGGAUGGAGAAUGCAUUGAAUCUUCACAGGCAUGUGAUGGCAUAAGAGAUUGUCGAACUGGUGAAGAUGAAAUGGGAUGUAGAGACUGCAGCAAUGAUGAAUUCGCCUGUUCAGAUGGUAGUUGCAUUCCAUCUGACUACUUAUGUGAUGGAUUAACUGACUGUCCUUCAGGUAUUGAUGAAACCACUUUCGCAUGUGAUGGAUAUUUAUGUUCUGAUUAUGUCUGUCAGUCAGGAGAGUGCGUAAUCCUUGCGAAGUUGUGUGAUGGAAUCGUAGAUUGUCUUGAUGGUGAUGAUGAAUUGGGUUGCCAAACUGAAUGUUUAGAGGUAGAGUUUACAUGUCCCCAAGGUGGUUGCAUCCCGUUGUCUUCUGUGUGCGAUGGAGUUGAUGAUUGUUCAAGUGGUACUGACGAGAAUCUUCUCAGAUGUGGUAGAUGUAUAUAUCAUGAAUGUAGAUCUGGAGAAUGUAUUGAAACACGUCAGUUUUGCGAUGGUACUCUGGAUUGCGCAAGUGAAGGAGACGAGCUAGAUUGCCCAACCCGAUGCUCAGACACUGAAUACACAUGUCUGUUUGGACAGUGUCUAUCAUCGACUCGUGUAUGUGAUGGUGUGCCGAAUUGUGUCACUGGUGAAGAUGAAAGCGCUAAUCUGUGUGGAUGCGAUGCUAACCAGUUCAAAUGUGAUAAUGAGAAAUGUAUCCUAGGAAAAUAUGUUUGCGAUGGUGACCUGGACUGUUCUAAUGGAGAAGAUGAAGAGGCGUGUGGUUGCGAUGAACUGAUGGAGUUUGAAUGUCCUACCACUGGUACAUGCAUUUUAAUUCUGCAGGUAUGCAAUGAUGUGCAAGACUGUGAAAAUGGAGAGGAUGAAAGACUAUUGGAAUGUCAAAGGCCUACUCCUACUCCAGAACCAAGCAUUGAAGGCAAGUGCAACUUUUGUUAG